AUGCGUGGAGAAUGGAAUGGAUUGAAAGCUUUAAUCUUGGAUGAAUGUCCUUAUGCUUAUUAUGUUCAUUGUUUUGCACAUCGAUUGCAAUUGGCAUUAGUAGCUUCAUCAAAGGAAGUCAUCCCAGUCCAUCAAUUUUUUACCAAGUUGAACUCUAUUAUUAAUGUUGUUGGGGCAUCAUGUAAGCGCAAUGACCAGUUGAAAGUUGCUCAUGCCUCAAAUAUUGCUCAUUUGCUUAGUAUUGAUGAGCUUGAAAGUGGGAGAGGUCUUAAUCAAAUUGGUUCUUUACAAAGGCCGGGUGAUACUCGUUGGAGUUCUCAUUUGAAGUCUAUUUCAAGUUUGAUGAGAAUGUAUAGUGCAACAUGUGAAGUUUUACUUAAUAUUGUUGAAGAUGGAACUACACAUGCUCACCGUGGAGAUGCCGAUGUAGCUUAUGAGGUACUCACUUCUUUUGAGUUUGUAUUCAUUAUGCAUCUCAUGAGAAAAAUUUUGGAGAUUUCAAAUAUGCUUUGCCAAGCUUUACAACUCCAAUCUCAUGAAAUAUUGAAUGCAAUGCAUCCUGUGUCAUCUACUAAAUUGCUUAUUCAAAAUUUAAGAGAUAGUGGAUGGGAUGAAUUAGUUGCAAGUGUGAAGUCUUUUUGUGAAACUGUCAACAUAACUGUGCCGGAUUUUGAUGCUCAAUAUAUUGCAAGAAGGGGAAGGGCUAGGCAUCAACAAGAUGAAUUAACAAUUGGGCAUCAUUACAAAUUUGAUAUUUUUAAUGCCGUGAUUGAUUCUCAGUUGCAAGAGUUGAACAAUAGGUUUGAUGAUAAAGCAAUGGAGUUAAUUAUUCUGAGUUCAUCGUUAGAUCCAAAAGAGAUGCGUAUAUCAUUCAGAAUUGAUGACAUUUGCAAGUUGGUGGAGAAGUUUUACCCUCAAGACUUUGAAGAUUAUGAGAUUUUACAACUGAGAACGCAACUUGAACAUUUUGAACAUGUGCAACAACUUCCUGAUUUCAUAACACUAGAAAGUAUUUCUGAUCUAUGCCAAUGGUUGGUGAAAACUAGAAAAUCGAACAUCUAUCCUCUUGUGUUCAGAGUAGUAACUCUCAUUCUCACACUUCCAGUAUCUACAGCUAUUACAGAACGAUCUUUUUCUGCCAUGAAUAUAGUAAAGACUACACUCCGUAUAUUGAAAAACAAAUUGCAAAACAAUUUAGUAUAG
Molecule: messenger RNA, 1203 nt
Organism: Ipomoea nil (Japanese morning glory)
Lineage: Eukaryota; Viridiplantae; Streptophyta; Magnoliopsida; Solanales; Convolvulaceae
Product: zinc finger protein 862-like
Exons: 1
Coding region: 1-1203 (400 amino acids)
Molecular function (GO): protein dimerization activity
Source: RefSeq, a predicted model, not a curated record